Molecule: messenger RNA, 1128 nt
Organism: Marmota flaviventris (yellow-bellied marmot)
Lineage: Eukaryota; Metazoa; Chordata; Mammalia; Rodentia; Sciuridae
Gene: Foxe1
Product: forkhead box E1
Biological process (GO): anatomical structure morphogenesis; regulation of transcription by RNA polymerase II; cell differentiation
Molecular function (GO): DNA-binding transcription factor activity, RNA polymerase II-specific; RNA polymerase II cis-regulatory region sequence-specific DNA binding
Source: RefSeq, a predicted model, not a curated record
AUGACCGCCGAGAGCGGGCCGCCGCCGCCACCGUCGCAGUCGGAGGCACUGGCUGCCGUGAAAGAGGAGCGCGGCGAGGCCGCAACGGCUGGGCCGGGGGUCCCCGCGGAGGCCGUGGGUCGCGGCGCGGGUGGGCGGCGGCGUAAACGCCCCCUGCAACGCGGGAAGCCGCCCUACAGCUACAUCGCGCUCAUUGCCAUGGCCAUCGCGCACGCGCCCGAGCGCCGCCUCACUCUGGGUGGCAUCUAUAAAUUCAUCACCGAACGCUUCCCUUUCUACCGUGACAAUCCCAAAAAGUGGCAAAACAGCAUCCGUCACAACCUCACGCUCAACGACUGCUUCCUCAAGAUCCCGCGUGAGGCCGGCCGCCCGGGAAAGGGCAAUUACUGGGCGCUGGACCCCAACGCCGAGGACAUGUUUGAGAGCGGGAGCUUCCUGCGCCGCCGAAAGCGCUUCAAGCGCUCGGACCUCUCCACUUACCCGGCCUACAUGCACGACGCCGCGGCUGCGGCAGCCGCAGCCGCCGCUGCCGCCGCCGCAGCCAUCUUCCCGGGAGCGGUGCCCGCCGCACGCACGCCCUACCCGGGUGCGGUCUAUGCGAGCUAUGCACCGCCGUCGCUCGCCGCGCCGCCUCCAGUCUACUACCCCUCCGCGUCUCCGAGCCCUUGCCGUGUCUUCGGCCUGGUUCCUGAGCGACCACUCAGCCCAGAUCUGGGUCCCGCGCCGUCUGGGCCUGGCGGUUCCUGUGCUUUUGCCUCUGCAGGCGCUCCGGCCAGUACCACCGGCUACCAGACCACCGGCUGCGCAGGGGCGCGGCCACCCAACCCCUCCACCUACGCUGCUGCCUACACGGGUCCCGACGGCGCAUACCCUCAAGCCCCCAGCAGUGCGCUCUUCGCUGCAGCUGGACGCCUGGCGGGACCCGCUUCGUCCCCGGCUAGUGGCAGCAGCGGCGGAGUCGAGACCACUGUGGACUUCUACGGGCGCACGUCGCCAGGCCAGUUCGGAGCGCUAGGGCCUUGCUACAAUCCUGGCGGGCAACUGGGAGGGAGCAGUGGAGGGGCCUACCAUGCCCGCCAUGCCACCGCCUAUCCUGGAGGGGUAGAUCGGUUCGUGUCCGCCAUGUGA